Molecule: messenger RNA, 1032 nt
Organism: Fomitopsis serialis
Lineage: Eukaryota; Fungi; Basidiomycota; Agaricomycetes; Polyporales; Fomitopsidaceae
Exons: 5
Coding region: 1-1032 (343 amino acids)
Source: RefSeq, a predicted model, not a curated record
AUGCUCCAGUCAGCAAGCGCCGUAUCUCAGGAGCUACACAAGUUGCGACAGGAGAAUGCGGAGCUCCGGGAGAUGUACCAACAGCUCCGGACGGAAUUCAACGAUUUCCGUGAGCUCAUCCUUGGCCCUGACUGUCUACUCCCCGCCCAUGAAGCGGAUACGGGAUCAGUGCCGCCCGAGGCUUCCGGUUCCGGUACCCGUCAUGAUCCCGAGGUCCCCAUGCAAGAUGUCGACAAUGACGUCGACAGAAAUGAAGACCGGGCUCCGUCCCCCGCUAUCAAAAACGACGUCGACAUGAAUCACGACCGUGCUCCGUCCGCUGCAAUCGACAACGACGUCGAAAUGGAUCACGACCGGGCUCCCUCCGCCUCUAUCACACUUCCCGAGGGAACCGAGGACGUAGCGGCCGGGAUGGAGAUGGAUUGGUCGGCGGAGAACGAGACUGGACAGGCCGACGAGAGAAGCCCAUCCCGAGGUGCUGUCCCAGCAAGCCCCACGCAGUCCAUCUCGUCUGCAAUACCACCCGUCAUCGUGGGCGAGGACUCACAUGACUCCCCGGGCGGACUUGCGUCCCAGCAGCUCGAUCCUGUGGUGAACGAGCGCCCCCCGGAGCCGGCGUAUGCUCCCCCGCCCCUUCCUCCCUGUGACGCAAUGUCGCAGGCGGUAGAUGUCCUUCCCGGUACUACCCCGGCCGAGCAGCAGUCGCCAAAAGACGCCCAGGAGAAUGUCGUGGACACCCGAGCUAACGAGCCGGAUGACGAGCCGGGUAUUGGGCCACAGGGCAGGUCCGCAGAGCCGACAGGCCAAAGCCAAGAUGGGGAACACCCGGAAUCGCCCAGUGUUACACCGAACGCGGCCGGACUCCAAGGGGACUCGGACAUGACAGCGCAGCGGACCGAGCCAGCGGAUGAGGGUGAUAUUGCGAUGACAUCCGGGGAGAACGACCCCGGAGCCAGCAAUGAUCACGGCGGGGUUGCAACUCCACCGAUGGUCCCCUCAUGGACGACGUUACAGGGGUAUGCGGACGAGUAG